AUGCGCGGGGCCGGCCCGGCGCCGGGGCGGGGAAGCGCCGCGUCCCCGGCACGGGGCAGCGCGGGGGCGGCGCGGGCGGGGCGGGGAGAGCGCGGGGCAGCCGGCCUCCCGCCGCUGCUGCUGCUGCUGCUGCCGCUGCUGCUGCCGCCCCCGGCCGCGCCGGCCGCACAGAGCUGCCUCAGCAGGCAGCAGCUCCUGGCUGCCAUCCGGCAGAUGCAGCAGCUGCUCAAGGGGCAGGAGACGCGGUUCUCCGAGGGGCUGCGCGCUGUCAGGAGCCGCCUGAGCACCAUCCACGCCUCCCUGGCCAAGGCCGCCCCUGAGCCGCCCGCCGCCGCGUGUCCUGCCCUCCAAGCCCCUGCGGAUGGGAGGAAGUUCGGCAGCAAGUAUUUGGUGGAUCACGAGGUUCACUUUGCCUGCGACCCAGGCUUCCAGCUCCUGGGCUCCAGCACACGGAUAUGCCAGGCCAACGGCAGCUGGACAGGGCAGGAGGCCCGCUGUGCAGAGAUCAGAGAGUGCUCGAGCAGCCCCUGCCAGAAUGGUGGGACGUGCCUGGAGGGUCUCAACCACUUCAAAUGCCUCUGUCCCCCGCAGUGGACCGGAACCACCUGCCAGUACCAGGCUCAGACUGCUCCUCCCACCUGGAGCGUGACGGACGACCCGGCCUUCAGCCGGCAGCCCCGCUGUGCCCAGAUCGCCCAGACCCAGCAGUGCAGCUGCGAUCCCGGCUUCCACAUGAGCGGCACGGCUUCCAACGGGAUCUGCCAGGACCUCAACGAGUGCGAGGUGUACCGGCAGCAAGGGGGACCCCGGCUCUGUGCCCACGCCUGUGUCAACAUUCCCGGCUCCUUCCGCUGCUCCUGCCCUGCUGGAUACGUCCUGCUGGGCGACGGCAAGAGCUGCGAAGAUAUUGACGAGUGCUCCCUGUCCCAGGAUAACUGCACAAGCGGGAGCACCUGCAUCAACACCGGGGGGGGAUUCCAGUGCGUCACCCCCCAGUGUCCCCCGGCCGCCGGAAACGUCUCCUACGUCAAAACCUCCCCCUUCCAGUGCGAGCGCAACCCGUGCCCCAUGGAGAGCCGCUCGUGCCACCAGGCGCCCAAAACCAUCUCCUUCCACUACCUGCCCCUUCCCUCCGGGCUGCAGACGCCGGCGCCGCUGUUCCGCAUGGCCACGGCGGCGGCGCCGGGCCGGCCGGGCCCCGACAGCCUGCGCUUCGGCAUCGCGGGCGGCAAUGAGCGCGGGCACUUCGUGGUGCAGCGCUCGGACCGGCACACCGGGGAGCUGCUGCUGCUGCAGAGCCUGCGCGGGCCCCGCACCGUCCACGUGGACGUGGACAUGGCCGAGUACCUGGACAGGGCGUUCCAGGCCAAGCACCUGUCCAAAAUCACCCUCUUUGUCUCGGCUUAUGAGUUCUAGGGGUGGGUCCUGCUCCCUGCUCAGCAUCGCGUGGAUCGCGGGGAAUGUCCGGGUUGGAGCUGCUCUGCAGAUGUCCGGCCUUCCCCGCUCUGUCCCAAAGUUCUUCUUCCCAUGUGGAUUUACACCACCAAAUGAGGUGGACAAGAUCAUCCUCAUCCCAGCUCCAGAGAGGUGAUGUCCUGCAACAGCAGAUGGAAACCACAGCCGUGAUUUCCUUUGAAUUCCUGUUUUUUUCCUUUAGGAAGCAGUGAAGCCAAGUGUGUGGGAAGAGGGAGGCUCAUGGCCUUUCCUGCUCCCCUCCCUUGUUGCACCCAGUCCUGCUCCCUAAAAACACACUUCCACUUCCCUCUGGAUGCUGAGAAUCCCCCUGGCAGCCUGUAGGGAUUGAGACCUGGUGCCUCAAUCCCCUGGGAUUGAUCAGGGCUGGAACACUCCAUGAACACCCACCUGGGCAUCCUCCUUGGCAAGUGGGGCAAAGGAGAAAUUCCAGGGCUAUCCCUGCUCCUUAAACCUCUCAAAUGGGGAUUCCCCAUGGAUCCUCUUCAUAGCAGAGCUUCAGCCGCAUAUGGAGGUGGGAAUUUUCCCUGCUCUAUCAGUCAGAGCCUCCAUCCUGGCAUAGGAAUGCUGGGAAGAGCUGGGAUUCAGCUUUUCCCAGGGGGAUUCACCCUCCUGCUUGUGCAUGUUCUGCAUGUUCCCUCAUCCCACUGGAUUUAUACAAUUAAAGGAUGAUGUAAAGGA
Messenger RNA from Melozone crissalis (California towhee), 2154 nucleotides. It is a transcript of the gene FBLN7, whose product is annotated as fibulin 7. Gene Ontology annotation, molecular function: calcium ion binding. NCBI's taxonomy places the organism in Eukaryota, Metazoa, Chordata, Aves, Passeriformes, Passerellidae. The transcript has 9 exons. The coding region runs from base 1 to 1416 and encodes 471 amino acids. The record is from RefSeq and is a predicted model, not a curated record.